Leucoraja erinaceus (little skate) is the source of this 559-nucleotide messenger RNA. It is a transcript of the gene efcab10, whose product is annotated as EF-hand calcium-binding domain-containing protein 10. NCBI's taxonomy places the organism in Eukaryota, Metazoa, Chordata, Chondrichthyes, Rajiformes, Rajidae. The record is from RefSeq and is a predicted model, not a curated record. Gene Ontology annotation, molecular function: calcium ion binding.
CCAGGCGACGGCGGCAUGGCGUCUCCCCAGGAGCAGGAGGCGCUGGAAUACCUGGCGGAGCAUCAGAUCCUGGAGCUGAUCGACAGCCUCACCAGCAUGUUGCUCUACUACCGGCCCGCUAAGCCUUUGGAGUUUUUAAUUGAACAGCUGGAGCAAUUGAAGGUUGCCAAAACGAUUAAAAAAAAUUAUCCUUGUUUAUUUGAUGAGUCCAAUUUGGAUGCUGUGUUUGGUAUUUUGGAUACUACAAAAAAAGGACAUAUCACUUUGGUUCAGUACACGGAAGCUUUGAAAACUCUUGGAGUGAAGGAUUUUGCAAAGGAACCAUCAGGUGCUGAUGACGAUAAAAUCCGCCUAGCAAUAUUCAAAGCCGAGGCGAAAGCUGGAUUAAUGAAGAUGUAUUCCCCAUACAAACCUGGAUAAAGCUGUGCAUUUCUUUGUGUCUACAGUUAACUUCUUCUCAACAUUCAUCUGAACAUGAUUAGUGUAAAAUUGAGACAAGUAAAAUAACAUUUGCUUCAUUCACUUGAAUAAAUAAUGCCUACUUUGGCUUUAAUGUUAA